AUGGCUGGAUCGCAGCUGAAACAACUCAAGGCGUCGCUCAAGUCGGCAGGACUUGUUGGCCAGACGAACACAAAGCAGAAGGGUAAAAGACAUUCGAAGAAGACGCCGAACGAGUCACGGAAGGACGACAAGCAGAAGGUGCUGAGCAGAAUCAGAGAAGAGUUCAACCCGUUUGACGUGAAGGUGACGCGGAACAAGCGCGAGGAUAUGCUGGAGAAGAAGAAGGUUGUUGGAAGGCCGGGAAUCUCGAAGCAGGUUGGCGAGGAGAACCGUCGGGCUGCAUUCGAGGCCAAGCGAGCACGCAAGAACAAGGCCGGAGGACUGGUGGAUCGCCGGUUUGGAGAGAACAACAGCGCGUUGACGGCAGAGGAGAAGAUGCUUGAGCGGUUUGUGAAAGAGCGGCAAGCUCAGUCGUCGCGGUCGUCGAUGUACAACUUGGAGGACGACGACGAUAAUGCGCUUACUCAUUAUGGGCAGUCGUUGAUGUUUGACCAGGACGGCAACGAGGACGAAGACGAAGGAGACUUUUUCAGCCAGAAGGAGCAGGCAGAGACCACAGGGCCUAUUGAGGAGGAGCCUUUGGGCCGCAAGAAGACCAAACAGGAGGUGAUGCAGGAGAUUAUAGCCAAAUCGAAGCACUACAAGAGAGAGCGGCAGAAAUUGGCCGAAGAGACACAGUACGCUGUCCAGGAGCUGGAUGAGGACUUUGAGAAUGUUAUGGGCACGCUGAACACGGUUCCACAGCCAAAGGGACGGCCUGCUUCCAAGACAGAGGCCGAGAAGCAGUACGACAUGAAAGUGAAGACAAUUGCAUUGGACAGACGUGCCGCCCCCGCAGACCGUACUAAGACAGAGGAGGAGAUCGAGAAGGAGCGCAAGGAGAAACAGGACAAGAUGGAGGCCGAUAGACUGCGUCGUAUGGAGGGCGAGAGCGACGACGAGCACGGCGGAGCAGACGACCUGGACGACGUGUGGGAAGGCGCCAGCGACCUGGAAGAGGACGUGGAGGCGGGAUCUGAGGUGGAGGUGUCGUCUGAGGACGAGCACGCCGCAGUGAAGCCGAGCGUGAUCCGGAUCGGCGACAAGGUGGUCACCGUGACGUCGACGGUGAAAAGCAAGUGUCCGGCAACUCUGGACGAGCUGCUGACGGCUGUGGCGGAGCUGGAAACCAGCGAGGUCUCGCCGUUCAUUGUGGGCGUGUUCAAGAAGUACCAGCCUAAGCUUGCGUCGGGGAACAAGGAGAAGAUCGGAGUUUUCAGCUGUGUUCUUGUGCAGUACAUGUUGCAUCUUGGCGACAACUACGACCCUCGCAACGCCCAGCUGCUAGACUUCCUGGCCCGUUUGAUUAAGAACAUGUGCGAAAAGUACCCCGAAGAGCUGUGCCAGGAAUUCAGGGGCCAGUUGCAGGAGAUACAGCAGAUUUUGCAGAAACGCGACUUUGGCACCUUGCCGCGCCAACGCGACCUGUUGCUGUUCACGCUGAUCGGCGCCACGUUCUCGACGUCCGACCUGUACCACCUGGUGGUGACGCCGGCCUCGUUGCUGAUCGGAGAAAUGCUGGAGGUGCUGCAGAUUAACACCAAGCCACACCACCUGUUUGCCGGAAUCUACCUCACCGACCUGCUGCUCCAGUACCAGCGGCUAUCCAAGCGACUGGUGCCAGAGGCAGUCAAUUUCCUCGAGCGCGCGCUGCUGGCCCUGGCUCCUGAGCCGCAGAAGAUCGACUCCGCUGCUCUGUGCGUGCUACCAAAACCCACAAAGUUCACCCUGGCAACCGCUUCGCAGCUGCCUGCCGCCGCCGAGCCGCUCGCUCUUGCGGACUGGAAGAAAGCCACUCAAGCUCAGCGCGAGAACCUGCUGCUCAAGGCCGUCCAGACCGUGGACCAGGCCACGGGUCUGCUGAAGGAGAGCGGGGCCUCUGUCGAGCUGCUCAAGCCGUUCGAGACCAUCAUGAAGCAUCUGGUCAAGUACUACGCCUCUUCCACCGUGCCAACGGUGCUGGCCAAGCUACAGAACCUGGUCAAGAUCGCCAGAGUUGACAGACAGCCGCUCAAGCUGCAGGCCCACCGCGCAAUGGCCAUCCCAUCGUACCUGCCAAAGUUCGAGGAAAACUUCAACCCUGAUAAAAAAUCGUACGACCCAGACCAGACACGCCAGGAGAUCAGCAAGCUGCGUCACCAGGUCAAGCAGGAACGCAAACAGUCGCUUCGUGAGAUCAGAAAGGACUCGCAGUUCGAGGCCAGAGAACAGCUCAAGCUUAAACGCAAAGACUACCAGGAGUACCACUCCAAGAUGGCCAGCAUCAUCAACUCUAUCCAGACACAAGAAGGCCAGGCCAAGAACGAAUACGAGAGAGAGAAGAAGAGAAGAAAGAACUAA
This is a messenger RNA of Ogataea philodendri, 2379 nucleotides long. RefSeq lists its product as uncharacterized. Gene Ontology annotation, cellular component: Noc4p-Nop14p complex; small-subunit processome; nucleolus. Lineage: Eukaryota; Fungi; Ascomycota; Pichiomycetes; Pichiales; Pichiaceae. The transcript has a single exon. The record is from RefSeq and is a predicted model, not a curated record. Bases 1 to 2379 code for a protein of 792 amino acids. Gene Ontology annotation, biological process: maturation of SSU-rRNA.